Chelmon rostratus (copperband butterflyfish) is the source of this 4520-nucleotide messenger RNA. It is a transcript of the gene aplp2, whose product is annotated as amyloid beta (A4) precursor-like protein 2. Gene Ontology annotation, biological process: central nervous system development; axonogenesis. The record is from RefSeq and is a predicted model, not a curated record. Lineage: Eukaryota; Metazoa; Chordata; Actinopteri; Chaetodontiformes; Chaetodontidae. Gene Ontology annotation, cellular component: membrane. Gene Ontology annotation, molecular function: transition metal ion binding; serine-type endopeptidase inhibitor activity; heparin binding. The transcript has 17 exons. The coding region runs from base 219 to 2477 and encodes 752 amino acids.
CCACAUUUCCAGAGGAGACCGACAGACAGUCUCCCUCCAACAUUUCUGCCCAGCUCGGGUAACAAAACAAGCGGAGCCGGACUCGUGGCGCGCUCCGGGACAGAUCCUCAGAGUACCCCCAGGACCUGGUUUGCUCUCUAUCCCUCCGGACGUCACUUCACACGUAUAGCUCUCAGGAUAUAAGUUAUUUACAGUAGCAUAAGAGGAGAUCCUGGAAGAUGGGUUCAGUCCCGGCGAUAUCUGUCCUGAUUUUGGGCAUUGUGGUUCCUGCGCUGGCCGGAUAUAUUGAGGCACUUGCAGCCAAUGCAGGCACAGGGUUUGCUGUGGCCGAGCCACAGGUGGCCAUGUUUUGCGGAAAGCUCAACAUGCAUGUCAACAUUCAGACCGGCCGCUGGGAGCCCGACCCAUCCGGAACCAAGAGCUGCGUAGGAACCAAAGAGGGCGUGCUGCAGUACUGCCAGGAGAUGUAUCCCGAGCUCCAAAUCACAAAUGUGGUGGAAGCCAACCAGCCAAUUCGCAUUGAGAACUGGUGCAAGAAGGAGAAGAAGGUGUGCAAAGGGCAUGCCCACAUUGUGGUGCCUUACAAAUGCUUAGUGGGCGAGUUCGUGAGUGACGUGCUUCUGGUUCCAGAGAAGUGCAAGUUCUUCCACAAAGAGCGUAUGGACAUGUGCGUCAGCCAUCAGCAGUGGCACGGCGUGGCCAAAGAGGCCUGUGCCAAGAGCUCCAUGGUGCUGCACAGCUACGGGAUGCUGCUGCCCUGUGGCAUCGACAAGUUCCACGGCACCGAGUACGUGUGCUGCCCCUCCUCUCGCACCGGGGAAUCCGCUCCACCUUCCCUGCCCUCCCAGGAGGACGACGAAGAGGAGGAGGUAGAGGAUGAGGACAUUGACGAGACCGACCUGGUUGAGGAGGAGGACAGCGAGACACCAGCUGAUGAGCAGCCCACACAAAAGGAGGAGCCGGUGGACGAGGACGAAGACGAGGAGGACGAAGAUGAGGAGGAGUACCACUACGUCUAUGAGGACGAGGAGGCAGAUAAGGAGGAUGAGGAUGAGAAGAAAGAGAGCAGCAAAAUGUCAGAGAGCCAAGAUGAGGACAAGACUCUGCAGGAGGUGAAAGCGGUGUGCACCCUGGAGGCAGAGACCGGCCCCUGCCGUGCCUCCAUGCCCCGCUGGCACUUCGACAUGAGCCAGAGGAAGUGCGUGCGCUUCAUAUACGGGGGCUGCGCCGGGAACCGCAACAAUUUCGACUCAGAGGAGUACUGCAUGGCCGUGUGCAAGCGCCUGACCAUGCCUCCGACUCCUCAGCCCACCGACGAUGUUGACAUCUACUUUGAGACCCCGGCCGAUGACAAGGAGCACAGUCGCUUCCAGAGGGCCAAGGAGCAGCUGGAGAUCAGGCACCGCAACCGCAUGGAGAGGGUAAGAGAAGAGUGGGAAGAGGCUGAUCGCCAGGCUAAGAACCUGCCCAAGGCUGAGAGGCAGACAUUGAUCCAGCACUUCCAAGCCAUGGUGGAGUCCCUGGAGGAGGAGGCAGCCAGCGAGAAGCAGCAGCUGGUGGAGACUCACCUCGCCCGGGUCGAGGCCAUGCUGAAUGACCGGCGCCGUCUGGCCCUGGAGAACUACCUGGCUGCCCUGCAGGCCGACCCCCCGAGGCCCCACCGCAUCCUGCAAGCCCUGAGAAGGUACGUCCGCGCCGAGAACAAGGACCGCCAGCACACCAUCCGCCACUACCAGCACGUCCUGGCUGUGGAUCCUGAGAAGGCUGCUCAGAUGAAGUCACAGGUGAUGACCCACCUUCGUGUGAUCGAGGAGAGGAUGAACCAGUCUCUAUCUCUGCUCUACAAAGUACCUUAUGUGGCCGAUGAGAUUCAGGAUGAAAUUGACGAGCUUCUUCAGGAGCAGAAAGCUGACAUGGACCAGUUCCUGUCGUCUAUCUCUGAAUCACAGCCAGAUGUCACCGUGUCGUCAGAGGAGAGCGUGGAAGUCCCCCUGUCUGAGGGCAAACCCUACCGGCCCUUCCAGGUCACAUCCUUGGGGUCCCGUUCAGAGCCAGAGGGCUCCGCCAUGUCCGGUUUAGAUGGUCUGAUAGGUGCCGAGGAGAGGAUCAUCAACAGCAAACCCAAGAUCAGCAACAAUGUGGUGAUUGAUGAGUCUCUGGAUGUUAAAGAAGUGGUUUACAGUGCAGAGAGAGUCAGCGUUAUGCAUGAUGAUGAGCUGGAGUCCUAUCGCCCCCUGGGAGAGGACUUCAGCUUCGGGAGCAGUGCACUGAUUGGCUUGCUGGUGAUCGCGGUGGCCAUAGCAACUGUGAUUGUGAUCAGUCUGGUGCUUUUGAGGAAGAGGCAAUACGGCACCAUCAGCCACGGCAUUGUGGAGGUUGACCCCAUGCUGACACCAGAGGAACGCCACCUCAGCAAGAUGCAGAACCACGGCUACGAAAACCCCACCUACAAGUACCUGGAGCAGAUGCAGAUCUAACUAGAGCCUACAGGGGGCGCUAUGGAGUCUGACAGAGGAUGGCAACCAAGGGGGAACAUACUACUGACCAAUAACAUAUGCUAUUGUUAAAAAAAUCAUUUGCAUACAUCCAAACUCCAUUUACUGGUUUGUUCAAAACAAUCCUUAAAUAAUGCUACUACUUCUACUACUGCUACUAUUGUACUAUAGAGCUCUUUUUGAUCAUGUUUUUUUGAAAAGGUGAUGUAUCUGCCAUUUUGCAUUAUGGAAAAUGUGAUUCUGCAGAUUUCUCUGUAAUUAUCGAUACAGCUUUCUCAGAUCAAGAUGUAUAACAUUUCUUCAGACAUUUUCUUUAUUUUUGAAAGUGAAAUGCAAAUCAAGGAGCCAUCAUCAAACCGGCAUACCAAACACUACACUUUAGUUUUCCAUCAUGCAAGUGUCAUUCAUGCAGUUUCUGAUGGUUUUCUCCAAAAGAAUUGGUGUUUUAUUUUGUCCUUUUUCCUCUCAAUAGAUUGCUUGUAUAUGAAGGUUCUUUGUACCAAUUAAAAUGUAUAGUGAAACAACAAAUGAGAAAAAAAUGAAAUCAUGAAUUAUUUACUUAUGUUCUUUGUUAUGAUAACAGGCAGAAUAUACAUAUACAGUUGAAAUAUAUAUAAGAGUAGAUGUUUUUAUUCCACCUUUUUUUCCCAGGAAAGAGGUUUUAAGUCAGUUUAGGGUUCUUAGCUUGGCGGUCAUGAGUUGUGUUUGCAGGCACACUGUGAGAAAGAGUCGGGGAAGGUGAAGGUGUGCACAGACCCCCAGCUCAAACACAUCACACAGAACCUCCUCUGGACCCUUACUAAGUGAAUGUGAUACUAUAUUCCCCUAUACACACACAAACACAACCUUGUAUCAAUAGGGAAACAGAAUACAUUAGUGGAUUAAGUACCUAUUGACAUGUGUUACAUAGUUGAAUGUAUUGGGGAAGCUUUUUUUCCAUACUAUGUACCUGCCAGGGUCCUACAUGGCUUUGAUUUUAAUGCACAAACAUUAUGACAGUGGCCGAUGACAUACCACAAACUGACAAAUACGUGUUUUUUGGUUUGUAUUCUUGUUUAUUAUUUUUUUUUGCACAAAUUAUCUGAUGCAAGUACUAGAAAAAGCUAUUUCCGACACCAAAUUUUGGGAAUGAUGUAAACACACGUUACUGCAGCAACUGUUGGCUUUGCUGGUCAUAAAGCGCCGAACAGUCUGACAGAUCAAAACAGGGCCGGCCCAGAAGCACAAAGUAACUAAGCAGCUGCUUAGAGCCCAUCUGCCACCAGGGGCCCCCAAAUGAAGUGAAAAUGUAGAAUAUUUGGUGGAUUGGGGGGUUUGCUGUAACUCAUUUUGGGAUCACAACAAAUGCCAUACAAUAAGUUUUUUUGUAACCUGAUUAUGCCAGAUUUGGGAACUGUAAAAAAUUGUUUUGAUGGGUACUAAAACUACUACCAUAACAAAUUUUGCAAUCUGGAUUUUGGGAUUUGGGUUCUCAGAAAGGCUUGAGCUGGCCCUUGAUCAAAGCCAACUGAAGACAGCUUGGAGCUGGAGGGCUGUGCAGGCAGACAGAGACACACAGAAAGACAAGGCUUGGAGAGCUGGUUUCUGAAAAAAAGCUAAUUUGUGUAUUUUUACAGGUAGAGAAUGACACAAACAAGUAAACUGAAUCCUAGAAUCCUCUUUUCUCUCUCUCUCUCUCUCUCUUAGUAUUGUCUUUGUAUGCCUGUAUAGUUGAUGUUGCAAUCAUGGCUUUUUUCCGGAGGAUUACCUGUGGUGUGCAUUGUUCUUAUAUGAAAUGAUAUGAUAUAUAUUUUUAAGUUUGUUUUCUUGUUUUCUAUUUUUUCUCUUCCUGUGACAGUAUCUCUGUAUGUGACUGUCUCACUAUGCACCCAAAACGGCUUCAAUCUUGUAACUGCCUGCCUGAUUGUGGGAGGGGACUGGGAACUAAUAUAAUAUGCAUAUUAGUGAUUAAAAAAAUGAUUGACACCAAUGGAAAAAGAUUUAUGGUUAUAGGGGGGAUACACAUCAAUAAACUCACAACUUCCA